Messenger RNA from Elephantulus edwardii (Cape elephant shrew), 1653 nucleotides. RefSeq lists its product as uncharacterized. The record is from RefSeq and is a predicted model, not a curated record. NCBI's taxonomy places the organism in Eukaryota, Metazoa, Chordata, Mammalia, Macroscelidea, Macroscelididae. The transcript has 8 exons. Bases 1 to 1653 code for a protein of 550 amino acids.
AUGAAAGCUCGGGCAGAGAUCCCCUCAGAAUUCCUAUAUCUGUGUCCAGGGUCACUGAUUACCUCCGAGCUGGAAAACCCCGUCAGGAGGAAGUCUCUGGUUGGAUUGAGGUCUGGUGCGCAGAAUCGAGGCCAGUGCGCGGGCACAGGCUUCCCUCCCCACGCGGGGGCGCUGGCAGCUCGGCCCCGCGGUCCCUCCGGAGAUGCCCGGGCGAGAGCGCAGGGGCGCCCGAGGUCCCAGUACGGGAACGGCCCGCGCCUGUCGCGCGGAGCGCACCGCGGCAGGGCGCCCCGGGGCCGGGUGGGGCGUCGAGGGCGCCCUCGCUGGCUCCCGUCCAGCCUCUCCGGCGCUAUGGGAGACUUUGAGGGUGUCGGGGAUCCUCCAGCGCGUCACACCAACCUCACGGCGCUUUCAGCUCUGGGCCCUGUGUGGGCUGCAACUUGCAACCAAGGGAAAAAAAGGAAUGACACUUCCUGUCGGCGCGCACGAGCGAGGCGCGGAAGGGGGAGACAAGGCGACAGGCGGGGAGGCGGCCCGGAGGAGGCGGCUGCGCAGCUAGACGUGGAGAGCGCCCCGCCCCGCCCUGUACCUGCGCGCCGGCCCGCCCCCACCGAGCCAUUGGCUGCGCCCGCCGCCCAUCAGGCGAGCCCCCCGGGGCCCGCCCCCAGCCCUGAGCAGCGCCUCUUAGCUCGGGGGCCACCGCCGCCGCCGCGCCACUCGUCUGCGCGCCCUGCCUUGGAGCGCCGAGCCCCGCGCGGAGCCGCCAGCCCCCGCAGACUCGGGGUGCACCAUGCGCCCGCCGCCCACCCGCUGGCUCUGCGCGCUAGUCGGCGCCCUUGCCUGCGCCCUCGGGCCCGCGGUGAGUGCCCCCCCCUCCUUCGGGCCGUCCCGAGUCCGAACAGCUGGGGUGUAGGGGCGGUGGGACCCAGCCGUCUAUGCACGCGUCUGGAUAAAGGGAUUAAGGAGCAGGAGCGACCUGUCUCGUUCCCUGCUGGGGUGCGCGUUCCGUCGUGUCCCUCUUUACUGCAGCGGGGAGUGUGCCCAGCGCAACCACUCCUGGGCACCGAGGACAGGAUCAAAGACUACGGUUAUAUCUUAAAAUCAAGAAAACAAAAAUUUGGCGUCCAGGCAAAUGGGCUUCCAGGUGAGGAGUGCAACUUUCUGGAGAAGAUCGAGAUGGACCACAAGCAGUGCCUACAGGACAUCGAGCUGGAGAAUACGACAAUAGGCGAGGCCGGGAAGGUGGAGGUCCAGGCAGAGGCCGGGAAGGUGGGGGUCCAGGCAGAGGCCGGGAAGGUGGAGGUCCAGGCAGAGGCCGGGAAGGCAGAGGCCGGGAAGGUGGAGGUCCAGGCAGAGGCCGGGAAGGUGGGGGUCCAGGCAGAGGUCGGGAAGGUGGAGGUCCAGGCAGAGGUCGGGAAGGUGGAGGUCCAGGCAGAGGUCGGGAAGGUGGAGGUCCAGGCAGAGGCCGGGAAGGUGGGGGUCCAGGCAGAGGUCGGGAAGGUGGGGGUCCAGGCAGAGGUCGGGAAGGUGGGGGUCCAGGCAGAGGUCGGGAAGGUGGAGGUCCAGGCAGAGGAGCGUCUGAGUGUCUUCCCAGCCCAUUCCCCUCCCUACCACCUCUUCAACACGUCCAUCCCUCCCUUUCAGCCCAGGUAA